CGCGGCGCGUAGAAUCGAAUCACGCCAGUGUCUGGACCCAACGUGGACACUUUCGAAUCACGCUGGCCAAAAGUGGGAAGACGUCCGUUAUGGUUGAUCACAGUCGGUUUAUCGUAAUCGGUGCGACAGAACUAAGCGUUACAGUCAUAUAACAUACAUACAAGAAGAUACAGGAAAUUAAACUUAAAAUUGAGAAUCGAGCCUUUUUUCAUCUGCCUUCUGAUUAAAAAUCCGCCGAUUGAAAAGUUCGAUCACGUGGAUACGAGCUACCGUUUAUUCGCAAAUAUAUAUUGAGCGCGAUUCGACUUGAUUCUCGGUUAUCUAUCGAUCCUCCUUUACACAUCUCGUUUUGGAGACUCGUCUUCGAUUUUACGCUAGCGACGCGUUAUCAUUUAUCAGUAGUGACAUUACACGACGAUUGAUCAACACGCGAUGCCAAUUAAGUGACUUUGCGGCCUCCUUUCUGCCUUCCUACCGUGCUCACCACAGGAGAGAAGGUCCUAUCACGCAGGGCUGAAUCAUAGCAUAGAGAGAAAUGGAGGUCGCGUGGCAUCUAAUAUCAAUCUUCUUUCUGAUGGUCACCCGAGGCGAACCCUGCACGGAGUACGGAUGUCCGGGACGACCGCAGUACGAACCCUUUGUCCCUGCGCCUCCAGGACACACCCCCAGCUGUGCGCCACCGGGGCAGACCUUCUGCGAAACCCUGGACCAUUAUCCCCGACAACUCAUCAAAUUUCUCGUCGACAAAUGCAGCUUUGAUUUUAGUACUGCAUUGCGAGACGAGUCUCGCGAUGACUUCAAUUCUUACAGUUCCACUCCAGAUUAUAGUCAAGGUUAUGACUAUCCACGACAGGAUGAUGUAUAUCGGUUACACAUGCAGCUAAAAGAGCAACCGGCUUCGAUAUACGGACCUCCGUCCAAUAACAGCCGUUACAAUGGUUAUAAAUAUUCUGCACCACCGCAAUCGCAGAGAAAUCCUUUUCUUCCGCAAGUAACUCUGAAGUAUCAUCAAAAUAUCCCACGACAAAUCGAUUAUAAUUAUCCACAGGAAUCUUUGUUUAGACCGAAUCAGUCAUGGUUGGCGAACAGAUAUUCACGAAGUGAUAAAAUAGCACCACGAACUUUUAACGUGAAUCCUUUGUUGGGAUAUGCGAAACUUAAGGACGAUCGUGUUAAACGACAAUCGAAUCCGGAUGCCAUCGCUCUAUGUCCUACACAAGCGCAGCAUAUCGCUCCCAAGGCCGCUCUGAAUAAUCAAGGCAACUGGAUGUAUGUUGUUAAUCUUCCGGGGCAGAAUAAAUACACGCAGUUGGUCAAAAGCGAAAAGUGCUUAAAUAACGAAUGCAACGGUAUUUGUUCGAUUCCGGAGGGAUACAGAAGCAAUUGUCAACAACAAUUCGUGCAAAAGAGACUAAUCGCGCUCGAGGGAAGCGGGAAUCGACUUUACACCGACGUGUUCUGGUUCCCACACGGUUGUUCGUGCCAGAUCAUACCAAAUUAUUGAAUAUACGACAACAAACUGCGUCACAUUUAAUGAAUAGGGAUUAUUUUCAAGGGUAAGCUAUUAAACGCAGUUAUAUUGUUCUCUUCAUGAUUAUAAUUCGACACUCUGUAACGCAGAGUGCGCUUUGCAUCAGCGUUUAAGGUAGGUACCGAUAAUGUAGCGUUCUAGGAAUGAUGCGUAUCAGAAUAAGUCUUGACUCGAUGUACAUUACCAGCGGUGUUAAAGUAGAGGCGGAUGGGCAUUGUCGACAUACGUAGUUUACUUGUAAUAACAAUUAUAACAGAGCAGAUCGCACUUGCAACGUGAAUUUAAAUGUAAAAAUAUUAAUUUUGAAACGCGAAAUGUUUCAAAUGCGUUUGUUAGCUAAAAAUAGGUAAAAAAAAUCCUUUUCAAUGAGA
Messenger RNA from Cataglyphis hispanica, 1902 nucleotides. RefSeq names its product protein spaetzle 5 (gene spz5). Gene Ontology annotation, biological process: innate immune response; central nervous system formation; regulation of Toll signaling pathway. The coding region runs from base 536 to 1504 and encodes 322 amino acids. Gene Ontology annotation, molecular function: growth factor activity; Toll binding. The transcript is spliced from 7 exons. The record is from RefSeq and is a predicted model, not a curated record. Lineage: Eukaryota; Metazoa; Arthropoda; Insecta; Hymenoptera; Formicidae. Gene Ontology annotation, cellular component: extracellular region.